Trachemys scripta elegans is the source of this 2152-nucleotide messenger RNA. It is a transcript of the gene F2RL1, whose product is annotated as F2R like trypsin receptor 1. NCBI's taxonomy places the organism in Eukaryota, Metazoa, Chordata, Testudines, Emydidae. Gene Ontology annotation, biological process: blood coagulation; thrombin-activated receptor signaling pathway; positive regulation of Rho protein signal transduction. The transcript has 2 exons. The coding region runs from base 136 to 1302 and encodes 388 amino acids. Gene Ontology annotation, cellular component: membrane. Gene Ontology annotation, molecular function: thrombin-activated receptor activity. The record is from RefSeq and is a predicted model, not a curated record.
ACCUGCCAGACGGCAGCUCGACCCCGCCCCCUCUCAGGUAUCAGCGAAACUGGCGGCUGGAGGAGCGCGAGCCCAUAGCAGCGGGCAGGUCCUUGCCGUGAGGAGUGUCUGAGCCGCAGCCCGUCCCGGCCGGAGAUGGGGGCGCGCCGCUGCCUGCAGCUGCUGCUCCUGUGCGCGGCGCUUGUGACCGCGUCCGCCUCAGUGGGAAGUCAGUCCAACCGUACAAAAGGAAGAAGUUUUAUUGGCCAAAAGGUUGAAACCAAAAAUACCUCUGUAAAAUCAUAUACUGUGGAUGACUUUGCUGCAAAAAUCCUUACUGGAAAACUGACUACAGUUUUCCUUCCUGUAGUCUACAUCACUGUGUUUCUUAUUGGUUUACCAAGCAAUGCCAUGGCUUUAUGGGUCUUUUUCUUCAGAACAAAAAAGAAACAUCCAGCUGUGAUUUAUAUGGCUAACCUGGCACUAGCAGAUCUUCUGUUUGUCUUCUGGUUCCCUCUGAAGAUUGCAUACCAUAUAAAUGGCAACAACUGGAUCUAUGGUGAAGGACUUUGCAAAGUACUCGUUGGAUUUUUUUAUGGAAAUAUGUACUGCUCCAUUCUUUUUAUGACAUGUCUCAGUGUGCAAAGAUACUGGGUCAUAGUGAACCCCAUACUACACUCAAGAAAAAAGUCUGAACUGGCACUAAGAGUUUCAAUUGCCAUAUGGAUACUGAUUUUCUUGAGCACCAUUCCAUUGUACCUUGUUGAUCAAACUGCAUAUAUUUCAAAUCUUAAUAUCACUACUUGUCACGACGUGUUGCCCCAGGGUGUAUUGGCUCGUGACAUGUUUAAUUAUUUCCUUUCUCUAGCAAUUGGAGUCUUCUUAUUCCCAGCUGUUCUCACGGCUGUUGCCUACAUCCUAAUGAUUAAGACUUUGAAUGCCUCCAUUACAGAUGUAAACAUUGGAAAGAAACGGAAAAGAGCAAUCAAGCUCAUUAUUGCAGUACUAUCCAUAUAUCUUAUCUGUUUUAUACCUAGUAAUAUUCUACUUGUAGUGCACUAUUCUCUGAUCAGGGACUAUGGCCGAAGUCACGUGUAUGCCUCAUAUAUAACAGCGUUGUGUCUUUCCACUCUGAACAGUGGCAUUGAUCCAUUCAUCUAUUAUUUUGUUUCAAAAGACUUCAGAGACAACCUUAAAAAUGCUUUCCUUUGCCGAAGUGUGCGAACUGCGAAGAGGAUGCAAGUCUCUCUUUCAUCAAGUAGAUACCCUAAGAAAUCCAACUCUUAUUCUUCCAGUUCAAACACAACUAAGACAACUUACUAAAUCUUCACUUGUCGUGAAAAAUGAACAUUUAUUAAUAUAGCAGUGAACCUAUUGUGCAUAACGUGAAUCUCUUAUUUUUACAAGUGCAUAUGAAGCAAGCAUCUGAACUAAAACCACACUGAGACUUUAAUUUCAAAACUGGCAACUGUUUACCUCUGUGAAUUCCACAUGUGAAUAUUGAAUGGCAUGGAAAAAGCAGCACCAUCCCGAGUUUCAGAUACUGUUUAAAAAAACAGUAUUUAUUCUCUAAAUGGCAGAGAACUUCUGUAAUGCUUUAAUACCUAUGGAAUGUUGGAUGGUGCCUUUAUUUUAAUCACUUCUGCAUUUAACUCUUGAUAAUUUAGUGAAGGAUGCUUUAUUUUUAUGACUUGGUUAUUGUACUUUUAUCUUAAUAUACUAUUUUUGUAUACUAGAAACAAACAAUUUAAGUAUCUUGUUUCUUUAGGGCCCUGUCCCUUUGGACAUAACUCCAUUAAGAUCAAUUAAAGUAAUGCGAGUAAAUAAGAGCACCCUCUUAAACCAGAGGAAGUCAAUUUCUUAUGCUUAGUAGAAUUUAUAUUGUCUAUUGGACUUUCCUGCUAUUGCAAAUACUGAGGAAGCCUGAUAAGAUUAUAACCUAGUCAGUUAGUUUAUCUCACUGCUAACUGAUACCAGUGAGAUAGCAAUAUUGUUAUUUGAUAGGAAUAUAUACUGAGGCAAACUGUUUUCUACGAUUUUGGCCAAUAUGUGAUCUUAAUGGGGCAUAAUAUGCUGUAUUUGUAGAAUUAUGUCAUGUAGCUUUUUCACUUUUACAUACUACUUCAUUUGUAUUAAGAUAUAUAAUGUAAAUUAAGUCACUUUUUAUAACUUA